Molecule: messenger RNA, 3491 nt
Organism: Anarrhichthys ocellatus (wolf-eel)
Lineage: Eukaryota; Metazoa; Chordata; Actinopteri; Perciformes; Anarhichadidae
Product: regulator of G-protein signaling 3-like
Exons: 22
Coding region: 88-3153 (1021 amino acids)
Cellular component (GO): plasma membrane; nucleus
Molecular function (GO): protein binding
Source: RefSeq, a predicted model, not a curated record
GUUUCCUGAAUCAAACUUUAUUGUUCUCUAAGUUUUCUGACAGUGACAGUGUUUCUUCUCUCCACAGUCCAGAAGGCCAGAGGGCUGAUGAGGUCAUGUGACUCCUAUGUGAAGAUGGAGGUGAUCUCUGACCUCUGCGUCAUGAUGAAAACCCCAACUGUCCUGAAUAACAAGAACCCAGAAUACAACUCCAAGUUUAAACUGCGUAUCAGUGAUGACCUCUACCUGAAGAGGUUGUUGAUUUCGGUGUUCAGCAGGUGCAGUCAGCUGAUUGGCUGUCUGAGCUUUGGGAUUAGUUCUCUCGUCUCGUCCUCUAAGCUCGUCACUGGUUGGUUCUACCUACUGGGGGAGGAGUUUGGGCAGUCCAAACACCUGAGAGUGACAUCACAGCGGAACAGAACAAUGAGGAACCCCGAGGACGUUCCAGCACACUCAGACCUCCGGAGGGCUCCGUACUCCACUUCAGAUACUGACCUGAACCACAUCCCCACCACCAAAACCACAACGGCCGCCACAACCAACCUGAACCACAUCACCACCACUGGACUCAAAGUAGUGACGGACCACAGUCUGGACCUCACCAACCCCAUCUACAGCAGCUACGUCUCCACGCUGUGUGUCAACAUCAACCGGCGUCAGGCGACCCAGCAACUACCGGUGAACGUUGUUCGAGGAAAAGAUGGUUUUGGAUUCACGAUCUUCUCAGAUUGUCCAGUUAAAGUCCAAGCUGUCGACACCGGAGGUCCGGCUCACCGGUCUGGUCUCCGUCAUGGAGACUCGGUCCUGCAGCUGAACGGACUUCCUGUGGAAACCUGGAAGUGCGUCGACCUCGCCAACACCAUCAGGAGCUGCUCGUCUCAGAUCGUGUUGGUGGUCUGGAGAGGUGGUUUACCUGAGCUCAGGUCAGGAUGUGAAGCUUUGCUCCGCCCACCAACACAUAACCAGACAACAGGCAGGAAGCUCCUGCCUCACCCCGCCCACAGUAAACAUGGCCGCAGAUGGGGUCAAGGGUCAGGGGUCCGGUCUAGUUGGGGGGCUCUGGGAUCUCUGUGGAGGGACAGGAAGGAGGACCAUGAGGAGGAGGAGGAGCAGGAGGAAGAUCAGGAGGUGACCGAGUACUCAUCUCGCACCACCACACUCAAGGGCACCCGCGUGACAUCAUCAGACGGAGACAAUUACAUCAUCCUGUCACCUGUCAAUCCAGGAGGACAGCUGCUGCAGCCAGUUUAUCAUGACAGUAAUGGAACUCUCGGGCGUCUGUACCAGACUCACCCCAGCAGAGGUCAGAACCUCCUCCACGACCCUCCACCCGGAUCGUCGCGGCGACUUAUCGGUGGCUACACCUCCACCCUGCCCCCGCCCCCCUCCUCUUCAUCAGCCCCGCCCAGUAACUACGGCAACUACCAGAACUGCACCAUCGUCCAAUCACAUCUGCCCUGCCCUGCCUACGGAACCUACGUUACCCUGGAACCCAAAACCCUCAUCUUCCCCAUCUUUGUCCAGCCCCUAGACCUCUGCAGCCCAGACAGAACAUUGCUGAUGUCAGAGGAAAUGGUUCUACACCAAGCCCACCUCUUGCCUGCAAAGGUGACAGUGUUGAUCUACAGUGACCUCAUGCUGUUCACCAGAGAGGACGAAGCCGGACGCUGCAAUGUCCUACAGAGUCCACUGUACCUGAACACACUGCAGCUCAGAGAGGUCCCUUCCCAGCCGCUCCACAUCUUCCUCCAGACUCCUCGUCUUCUCUUCAGUCUUCAGACGUUCAGCAUCGAUCAGAGACUCAGAGUCAGUCUGUGUCUCCGUGACAACGUCCACCUACAGCUGGUCGCUAACCACCAGCUCUCAGACCUCCCCUCAGAUCUUGGCGUCCUCUCUCUCGGUCAGUGUGACCUCCUCCCUUGCUCCUCCUCUGAUCCUCCCCUCACCCACUCUUCUUCCUCCCAAUGUGACGCCCCCAGCUCUGCCUUCUCCUCCUCCGCUCCUCCCAUCUUCUCCACUUUCUCCCCCUCCUCACCUCCUUCUAGGACCUUCACCACCACCCAUAAGCUCCUCCCCCAGCCUUCCUCCUCUUCCUCCCAGAGGAGUCCAGUGUGGAAGGAGACAGGAGGAGCAGAGGAGGAGAGGAGGAAGAACAGGUGUGAGGAGGUGGAGGAGCGGCAGCAGGGGGAGGGGGAGAUCACCUCGGAAACAUCAGAGAAUGUGGGAGGAGUCAGGGGGCGGGGCUUCAACAGGAAGGAGGAAGAAGAGGAGAGUGAUGAUGAAGAGGAGGAAGAGGAGGAGUUAACCUUCAGACCUGCAGUUCUGCGUCGUUCUCUCUCUGAGGGUUCUCUGCUGAAGGAACCUCGAUCGCCUCACUUCCUGUCUGACAGCACUCACUUCCUGUCUGACAUCACCAUCCACAGACUCACCCGCCACGCGACCUCUGACCUCGACCCCGACACAGGCCACGCCCCCCGCCCCCCCUCUAUCCACGCUCUGAGGAAACAGCUGACCAAAGAAGGGGGGUCACUGCACCACAUGCUGGUGCUCCUCAACGGCACUAAGGAUACAGAGUUCAGAAACCUUCAAAUGACAAAGAAGACCAAGAGUCUUGCCGCUGACGUUCGGAGCCGCCUCCUGUUUCUACGGCAACGGAAAAACAGCACCUGUUCCCACAGUAACAGUUUGGAGAAAGCUCUGAGAAACAACAGACCGUCUACAGGUGAGGUGCUCAGGUGGGCGCCGAGUUUGGAGGCUCUGCUGACCAAUCAGUAUGGUCUGGCAGUGUUCCGUCACUUCCUGAGGUCAGAGUUCAGCGAGGAGAACCUGGACUUCUGGUUGGCUGUGGAGAGAUUCAAGAGGACACACCCCCUCAGCAAGAUGGCCGCCAGAGCUGCGGAAAUCUACGAUGAGUUCAUUUCUACCAACGCAUCGAGACAGGUCAACGUGGACUCUUCUGUCAGAGAAUCGACCAAUCAGAGCCUGCGUGUGGGCGUUAACCACACAACCUUCCAACUGGCUCAGGAUCAGAUUCUGGGCCUGAUGGAGAGCGACAGUUACCCACGAUUCCUCAGGUCCCGCCUCUACACCCAGCUGGCCAAUAAGGGGAGACAGACCACCACAGAGACGUCCAAUCAGAGCGCAGCUGGGUCUCUACCUGUCAGCCAAUCGUGAGUGAAGAGGAGACAGAGACUGACCUUCAUGUGAUUGGCCAUCGAGAGCUGGCCGAUGAAAAUAAACUUCAAUUGCAUUAUGGGAAGUGUAGAAUCCAGUGUUUUUGGAUUACUGCUCAGAUCUGGACCGUUUUGUUUUUAAGUACUUUAUAUUUUUAGUACGUUAUACCUUUAAACAAACAGAUGGAAUCACUUUAGAAUUCUUUGAAUAAUCAAUUCAUAAAAGCUAAACUUAUCCAGCAGAUUUAAUCUCAUUUGAGUUGUAUUUGAACUUUUAAUGUGAAUCAGAAUAUUAAACAAAUUCUGAUAUGCUAAUGACCUCAGUUAGUUUAGCGCUAA